Gadus macrocephalus (Pacific cod) is the source of this 1923-nucleotide messenger RNA. RefSeq names its product cytochrome P450 2K1-like. Gene Ontology annotation, cellular component: intracellular membrane-bounded organelle; cytoplasm. Gene Ontology annotation, biological process: xenobiotic metabolic process. Gene Ontology annotation, molecular function: iron ion binding; heme binding; oxidoreductase activity, acting on paired donors, with incorporation or reduction of molecular oxygen, reduced flavin or flavoprotein as one donor, and incorporation of one atom of oxygen. The record is from RefSeq and is a predicted model, not a curated record. Lineage: Eukaryota; Metazoa; Chordata; Actinopteri; Gadiformes; Gadidae. Bases 55 to 1572 code for a protein of 505 amino acids. The transcript is spliced from 9 exons.
AGGGACCAAGUAGGAACCAUUGUCUCACACCAGUCAGUCAAGCUUGGAGGCAGUAUGUCUGUUUUAGAAGGCCUGGUCUUUGUCCAGACUCCUGGUUGUGUCCUCAUAUGGACAGUUCUACUGCUGCUACUCCUCUAUUUCCUCUCCUCCAGGCAGGGUUUCCAUGUCCACCACAAGGAGCCUCCAGGACCCAGAGGACUUCCUCUUCUUGGAAACCUGCUGCAGUUGGAUCUGAACAGGCCACACAACACCCUGAUAGAGUUCUCCAAGACAUAUGGAUCGGUGUUCACAGUUUAUUUUGGACCCAAGAAAGCGGUUGUCCUGGCCGGUUACAAAACAGUCAAACAGGCUCUGGUGGACCAUGCCGAUGAAUUUGGAGACAGAUACAUAAGCUGUGUUUCUGAAGACAUCAACCACCAACAUGGGAUUUUAGCUUCAAAUGGAGAUAAUUGGAAAGAGAUGAGGCGCUUUGCCCUGUCUAACCUCAGAAAUUAUGGGAUGGGCAAGAGAACAGCAGAGGAUAAAAUCCUAGAAGAAUGCCACUAUUUGAUAGAGGUGUUUGAGAAUCACAAAGGUCAGCCAUUUGACACAUCAAAACCGAUGAACCUGGCUGUUUCCAAUAUAAUCUCAUCUAUUGUGUUUGGUAGCAGAUUUGAAUACAGCGACCCACAGUUUAAGAAAAUGGUGAAAAGAUCAAAUGAGUCUAUGCGCAUUAUGGGCACUGCCUCAAUGCAGUUGUACAACUGUUUUCCCUGGAUGGGAAGAUGGACUAAGAAUCGCAAACUCCUGAAGAAUAAUUUUGAAGUUCAGUACAAUCAUUUCAGGGGCUUAAUCCGUCAACUGAAAAUCUCCCUGAACCCAGAGAUGUGCAGGUGUCUCAUUGACUCAUUUCUGAUCCGUAAACAGAAGGAUGAGGACUCCUGUGUAACAGACCCUCUCUACCAUGAGAUGAAUCUGAUUACUGUAGUCGGCAACCUUUUUGCUGCUGGUACUGAUACCACAGGAGCAUCACUUAGAUGGGCUCUGCUUUUCAUGGCCAAGUAUCCACAAAUUCAGGCUCAGGUCCAGGAGGAGCUGAGAAGGGAGACAGGGAGUCGUCAGGUCAGGGUCGAGGACAGGAAGAAGCUGCCCUUCACUGAUGCCGUCAUCCAUGAGACCCAGAGACUGGCUAGCAUUCUCCCUGUGGCCCUUCCUCAUGUCACAACGCAAGAUGUCAACUUCCAGGGAUUCUUCAUCAGAAAGGGGACCACUGUGUAUCCACUACUGACAUCUGUCCUUCAUGAUGACAAUGAAUGGGAAACCCCAAGCACAUUCAACCCUGCACACUUCCUAGACAAGCAAGGGAGAUUUGUGAAGAGAGACGCAUUCAUGCCUUUUUCUGCUGGUCGCCGGGCGUGUCCGGGUGAGGGUCUGGCCAGGAUGGAGCUCUUCCUCUUCUUCACCUCCCUCCUUCAACGCUUCAGAUUCACUCCUCCACCCGGGGUGACGGAGGAGGAGCUGGAUCUGACCCCAGCAGUGGGCUUCACCCUCAAUCCGUCACUCCACCAGUUGUGUGCUGUCAGUUAUGUCUAACCUCUUGUGGCAUUACCAUGCUUGUUGGAUGAAAUUGGAAAUAAUUGUAUGCAGGUGUUUUUGCUGUUUUUGUAGUUCAUAAUUUGCUUUGUGUGUCUGAGGAACAGUUACUAUACAUAGACAUGAAAAUGUAUUUUUAAAGAAGAAUUUAAUUUAAAUCUAGAUGGAAUUUAUACUUAAAAAUCCUAAAAAAUCCUUACUUGCUUAAUUACCCUUACUGGAUAUCUAAUGACAAAAUGCUGGAUUUAAAAAAGUAAGAUUAAUCUUUAUAUAAUCUUUUUAUAUUAUUAUUAUUAUUAAUCUUUUUAAUCUUAAUAUAAGAACAAAUUUCUCAUUCCAGAAAUAAGAAGC